Condylura cristata (star-nosed mole) is the source of this 3797-nucleotide messenger RNA. RefSeq names its product vesicle transport through interaction with t-SNAREs 1A (gene VTI1A). The record is from RefSeq and is a predicted model, not a curated record. Lineage: Eukaryota; Metazoa; Chordata; Mammalia; Eulipotyphla; Talpidae. Gene Ontology annotation, molecular function: SNAP receptor activity; SNARE binding. Gene Ontology annotation, cellular component: Golgi apparatus; SNARE complex; ER to Golgi transport vesicle membrane. Gene Ontology annotation, biological process: vesicle fusion with Golgi apparatus; intra-Golgi vesicle-mediated transport; Golgi to vacuole transport. The transcript is spliced from 9 exons. The coding region runs from base 269 to 943 and encodes 224 amino acids.
GGGGUUUUUUAGGCCCAGACAGAAUUGCUGCUUCUUAGUGAAAUUCUUCAUCAGGAAGCCCAAGCGGAAAAUAAGAAGCGCUCUCAGCCCCAUUUCCGGAGGACCAAGAUUGUGAAGAACAACCAGGAAGCGGCCGGGCUGGGAGCUGUCCCCGGUUCUCCGCUCAGCUCUCGAGCGCGCCUCCUGGGGUCCCUGCAACGCGCUCGCUGCCCGGCUGACCCCAGCCCUGACCUAGGCUCCGACCCAGGCCGAUCCCUCUGGAGCCACCAUGUCGUCCGAUUUCGAAGGCUACGAGCAGGACUUCGCCGUGCUCACUGCAGAGAUCACCGGCAAGAUUGCGACGGUCCCCCGACUCCCUCCCGAUGAGAAGAAGCAGAUGGUUGCAAAUGUGGAGAAACAGCUUGAAGAAGCAAAAGAACUGUUGGAACAAAUGGAUUUGGAAGUCCGAGAGAUCCCUCCCCAGAGCCGAGGGAUGUACAGUCACAGGAUGAGAAGCUACAAGCAAGAAAUGGCAAAACUUGAGACAGAUUUUAAAAGGUCACGGAUCGCCUACAGUGACGAAGUACGGAAUGAGCUCCUGAGGGAUGAUGGGAAUUCCUCAGAGAACCAGUUGAUAAAAUUACGUGAAGAGAGGGCACAUCUGCUCGAUAACACAGAGAGGCUGGAAAGGUCAUCUCGGAGACUAGAGGCUGGAUACCAAAUAGCAGUGGAAACCGAACAAAUUGGCCAAGAAAUGUUGGAAAAUCUCAGUCAUGACAGAGAAAAGAUACAGCGAGCACGUGAACGGCUGCGGGAAACAGACGCUAACUUGGGCAAAAGCUCGAGAGUUCUGACAGGGAUGUUGCGAAGAAUCAUCCAGAGCCGCAUCCUGCUUGUCAUCCUGGGCAUCAUCCUGGUCAUCACCAUCCUGACGGCGAUCACUUUUUCUGUCAGAAGACACUGAUGUAUCCGCUCUUCCUUGAUAAACAGCCGCUGCGGGUCGUUCUGAGUAAUUAAGACAAAAUGGUCAUAUGAAUCAUUCUCGUGCGCUGACAGGCCCUGAGUGACCCUCCUCCCUCACCCCUGCUCAGCUGAAGUGCAAAGAGUGUACAAAUAUUUUCCAUUCCUGUUUGCACGUGGGUUGGUUUCCUUUCCCAGGUUUGUCUUCACCCAGAUUUAUUUUCACAGGGACAGGCGAAGGUUUGUUUUCUUUUUGGUGAUUUCAUCUAUGGACAGAAAUAACCUUGGUGACAUUCUUCCUGGUCCUGCGGACCAUGUCAGGGGUCAUGGUUUGGGAGAGGGCGAGAUGAGUCAGCCAUGGGGGUUGCUGAGGGGUGGGUCUUGUCAUCAAAUUGCUCUUCUGUGAUGUCUGAGGAGAAAAAUGCAGAGAAAAACAGGAGCCAGGGCCAGUGAAUGGCCACAGCAAUCCAACCUGCACCCGCCCGGGUGGAGUGAGUGUAGUCACCUGCUGAAGCGCUUUCGUUUUCAAGGUGGGUAUUUAAUGUCAGUGGUGCAGGAAAUGGACUUAACACUUGCCCUGCUUCUCUAGACAUAAUUUUUUUUUUUAACCCAAGAAUAUUUUUGCCUGAGACUGCCCAAUAUCUGCUUUUCACAACUUGGAUUACUGGUGACAAGAACAAUUUCCUUGCCUUCCAAAAAUUUCAUAUACCCCAGAGUUUGCUGGCAAAGUAAGCCCGGGUACCAAUACCUCAUUGUGACCUCCUCUCCCCGACCUGUGUAAGCAUCUCUGUAUCUUUUCGGUUGUAAUAUUUUCAUGGCCAAAAGCAGCCCUCGUACAUGCAAAAGGUCUGACAAGGUUCUCUCCACAUCCAUUCCAGUAUGUAAAGAGAACAUGAAUAUUUCAGGAAGAGCAAGAACAUGACUCCGCCAGUGUGAAAUUUCAAAUAUGACUAUAAAUAUGGUAGAGUCCUGGAGGACAAUCCACUAGAAAUAAACUGUGGGAAAUGCCCACUAACCUCCUUUGAAAGAACAAGGGAUUGCCGCGUGUUACAAAAAGACAGCUUGCGUUUUUGACUAAUAACUGUUAGCAAAGCCUUCCUGAAGUCACAGUGUAUUCAAACCUCCAACGUGCUUUGUGAUUUUCUUUGGUUUCUUUCUGUCCGAGGUAACCAGGUAUUGCGUUCGAAAUGAGUUCGUUUAUGAUCAGGCCUCAAGUUGCCCAAGCCGAGGUCAUCUUCCCCUAGUUAUAAAGCAAAAUGUGUUUUUCUUAAGACUUCAUAGGCACUUCCAGGAUUCAUACUAUUUUUUGAAUAUAAUUGGAUGCUUUGAAUCCUUGAAUAGAAAACCUGUUCCCUUCAUAAAAAAUGCUAACCACCUGUGCCUAUGGAUUCAGCUCACCUGGGUACAACACUAGAUUUUUUUUUUCUCCCCAACCCAGAAAGAGAACCACUAUGAUUUAGACAGGAAAGGCAGAGUGGCAAAAUCCACCCGAGAAAUCAUAUUUACCGAAACAGGCUGGGGCCUGCAUGCGUGCAGAUAAAUCAUUUAGUAUUGUGUAAACAAAGCGGCAGCCUUUACUUUGCAGGGAUGGUGUGGGAUUUUGGCAAAGCCAAGUAGGAUGUCGAAGGAGUAGGAAGCUGAGCUGAUUUUCCUAUCAGCUUCAGGGAUCUCCCCCACCACAAGCAUCCUUAAUUCUGGUAACUGAACUCUGAAUGUGCUUAACAUAAGAAACCAUUAAGAAGCUAGAAAACAACCAAGGUUGAUCUGAUCCUCCAAACUUGCAGAUCACACCCAUCACUAAGACCAUGAUGUCAUGUAGAAGUAGAGGAACUGAUGAGGAGGAAACCUCCUCACCUCUCAAUGACUUUGUCUUCAGGUUCUAUCUUUUUAUCAGCUCUUGCCUGAGCUUUUGCCCCAUUUCAGCCUGGGGAGUGGAAGAAGAUAAACAGGUGACCCUUGACAUAUCAGCUCCAUCCAGCCCACCCCAGAGGGCCACCAAGGCUGGGGUCAGGAGCGCUUUGUGAGGGAACUGACCCAAAGCUCCCCCACACAUGCCAGACUCCUGCCUGGCCCUUCCCAUGAUGCAGGAGAAGCUCAAAGGAGCCCCCAGGGAGGUAAAUUGUCCUCUCUCCUUCCCUGCUGUAUCAGGAAAGGCAGAAAAGCCACAGUUCCAAACAGGUCAGAGAUCUGGGAAAGCCUCUAGGAACGUAAUAUGUAGACGUCAAAUGAUUUUUGAUAACAAUUUCUCAAGUUAGGAUCCUUUGUUAAAAAAUGAUGUUGGUGGAGGUGGGGUGGGGGGGCGGGAUGAAGGUGAAAACACAGAAGGAAGAAACCUUUGCCAUAAAAAAUGCACACUGACCAGUUUUCCGGACAGAGCAAAUAAAGCGAUGCAACCCAGCUCCAGAGUCCAAAGCAAUUUCAUUAAGGUCUCUUAAGUUGUAAAGAGUUUUAAAUGUUCCACGGUGCAGCCGAACGCCUGCAAGUGGCGUGGGCUUGACGUCAGCUGCGGGCCUGGGCUGGGAGGGCCAUUUGCUAUUCUGUUUAAGGCAGGCUGGAUUGUCUUAUUUUGGAACUAGCUUGGUGGGGGGUUUGCUUUGCUACUGCUUCUGAGCCCUGAGCUUCAAAGGCUGAAAUUAAUGGUGAACAAAAUUGUGCAGCUCUGGCCGUCCCAUGCGGGGCAAGCCCAUUGAGGGUUAUCAUUAAGUAAAGAAAUAAAGAGGGGAAAAGCCUGCCUGUUCCAAAAACCUCAUCAGAUAAUGACCUCAGUGAUUGGGUUUUCAUUACCAAACAGCAUCCUGAGAUUAUCUACCCUGUCAAAGAAGGGGGGCGGGGGGUGGAGAAAGAAAGACAAGCCACUA